Molecule: messenger RNA, 1355 nt
Organism: Myxozyma melibiosi
Lineage: Eukaryota; Fungi; Ascomycota; Lipomycetes; Lipomycetales; Lipomycetaceae
Exons: 4
Coding region: 320-1171 (283 amino acids)
Source: RefSeq, a predicted model, not a curated record
GCUAGUAUCAACUUCUAAUCCUUUCGUCAAGAGAUAACGAGAUAACACCAGACUUUGGCUUUGGUUUACGCUGUGUAGUAGUCGAUUUGGUGAUUAACCGCAUUUAUCUCUUAUCGCGAUAGGAAGCUCUGCAGUGCUUAGUAACGGCCUCUACCACUCACAAGCCGGCCCGGAUUCUCAAAAUCUACUUUCCAAAAGUUCUGUGUGGCAAAAACCGGUUUCGGUCACGCGUUCCUUGCAAUUCGUUGCGCUGCCUUGUUCGCUCGUUGUUCCUCCUCUUCCCCACAUUCUGCUCUUCCACGUCAUUUUAUCUUCAACAAUGGCGUUCUGUUUCCCGUCUCUAGCUGACUCCUCUUCUCCUUACUCCCUCGAAUCCAGUGCAUCCCGCACAUUUCUUCAGUCUCUAUGCUUUCCUUUCAGCAGUCAAAAUGGCGAAGUCGGAAUCUUCGGUGGCAUCACGAGAAAGCUUGCCGCUGUUCCGCUUCAGCGGCCGAACUGCCAGUUACGGUUUGAAACGCAGCGUCUUGGGCUAAGUCCUGUUAAAAGUGAACGAAGGUACAGAAGAAAGAGACGUAGCCCGGAUCCUCUGCAGCUCGCACUGAUACAGUACGAAGGAUUGGAUUGCUCUGCUCACAAUUCUUCUGUCGGUUCUUCCUCCAGUGAAAAUACCAUAGUGGACGCAGAUGACGAAAAUGUUGACAAGGAGGCUAAGCAAGCCUUGUCCAGAGGACAGACUUAUCGUCGGAGUAAAUCAUAUGGGCGCCGCGCAUUUCUUUUGAACGCCACCCCUCUUCAAAUGACACCAAAGGAAUCCGAAGCGACUUCCUCUGCUGGCCAACUCGAAGACGCGUCUCUCACGCGUCCAGAGAGAAGCGAUCGUAUGCUUUACGAUCCAAUAUCUGAGCCGACUGCGUCACCGGACCUGUUUUACUGCGCGUGCGAUGAACAGAGAAGCACAUUCGAUAAAAUCAUCGAUGGUGUGGUUGACUGGUGGUACAGGGAUUCUUACCGGAGUAUCAGCAGUGAAAGCUCUGAUAACGAUAACGAUAGUGGAAGUGAUGAGGACGAGAGAAGCAGUCAAAAGGCACAGUUAUUGGCAAGCUACAAGUUUCUCGAUCGAAGAUGCGACUUCUGCAAAGCGGCAGAUCAGCUCGGCGUUCUGGAGCAGUAGGCGCGGUUUUACGGAUUAUGCCUAGAGAUAUGCAGUUGUGUGGUGCGGGGUAUCUACUUUGUCGUUCGCUUCCCAACACGCAGAACCGCAUCUCUAUAUCCGAUACGUAAGGGUCUUUCGAAAAGAGUUAUUUUCUUUGCUUCUAGCAUAAUGGUGUCUUCGCGCGUAGUAUAGUUAUCGCUCA